This is a messenger RNA of Lycium ferocissimum, 1108 nucleotides long. Its product is annotated as zinc transporter 1. The transcript is spliced from 3 exons. The coding region runs from base 58 to 1062 and encodes 334 amino acids. NCBI's taxonomy places the organism in Eukaryota, Viridiplantae, Streptophyta, Magnoliopsida, Solanales, Solanaceae. Gene Ontology annotation, molecular function: zinc ion transmembrane transporter activity. The record is from RefSeq and is a predicted model, not a curated record. Gene Ontology annotation, biological process: zinc ion transmembrane transport. Gene Ontology annotation, cellular component: membrane.
AUUCUUAUACAUUAACUAACUUCAACUAAUUCUCAUAGCACAAGAAAAUCACAAGAAAUGAUCAUGGCUUCCAUCAAGAAGUCAACUACUCUGUUAACACUAGCCCUAUUCUUGUUCUUGCAAUUUUUCACUAUCAAUGGUCAUGGAGGUGCUGAUCAUGAUUCAGAUUCAGAUGGAGAUGCAAAUAUUAAUUUACGCGCAAGGGGAUUGAUUCUUGUUAAAGUUUAUUGCUUGAUCAUACUCUUUGUGAGCACAUUUGCUGGUGGCGUAUCGCCUUAUUUUUAUCGAUGGAACGAGAGUUUUCUGUUGUUAGGGACUCAAUUUGCUGGUGGUGUUUUCUUAGGGACUUCUUUGAUGCAUUUCUUGAGUGAUUCUGCUUCAACUUUUGGUAUACUUACGGAGAAAGAGUACCCCUUUUCCUUCAUGUUGACUUGUGCAGGUUACCUUCUCACUAUGUUUAGUGAUUGCAUUAUUAUGUUUGUGACAAAGGGUAUAAAUGAAUCAAGUGAGUCCAAAGUUGAAGUGGAAGAAGAAGGAAGGUCAACUAAUGUUGAGGAGGGACAUGGAACAAAUCCUUUUCUAAAGACAACUUCACUUGGUGAUACAAUACUUCUCAUUCUUGCAUUGUGUUUCCACUCUAUUUUUGAAGGCAUUGCUGUUGGAGUAUCAGCUACAAAGGGAGAAGCAUGGAGAAACCUAUGGACAAUUUCAUUACACAAGAUAUUUGCAGCCAUUGCAAUGGGCAUUGCACUUCUAAGGAUGAUACCAAAGAGGCCAUUUCUACUCACUUGUGCUUACUCUUUUGCCUUUGCUAUUUCAAGUCCUAUAGGUGUAGGUAUAGGAAUUGCAAUUGAUGCAACAAGUGAAGGACGUACAGCUGAUUGGACUUACGCUAUUUCAAUGGCACUUGCAUGUGGGGUUUUCAUUUAUGUGGCAAUCAAUCACCUUAUAGCAAAAGGGUUUAAACCACAAAACAAAUGUUAUUUUGACACUCAAUUUUUCAAGUUUGUUGCUGUGCUUCUAGGUGUUGGGGUUAUUGCUGUUGUCAUGAUAUGGGACUAAGUGAAUAUUCAUAAUUUUCUUGAAUUUACUGGCUUUAACUCGUUAA